AUGACGCCCGACGACGAGAUUCGCGCGGCCGCCCAGAGGGCCCAGCCUCCGCAGAUUGACCCUUCUCGCUCACACGACCCCUCCAACAACCUAAAGCGCAGCGAUCCCUUCCAGUUUGGAUCUCGGUACCUCGAAAAGGGCGACGAUGUCUUCGAAUUCAAUGCCUGGGACCAUGUCGAGCCGGACGAGGACUUCAAAGCCUACGCGGAGUGCCAAUACGAGAAGCAGCGCGCUGCACCCGUGACGGACUUUGACAAGAACCGUUUCAACCAGGACCCGGCCAAAUGGUGGAACCUGUUCUACAAGAACAACACGGAGAACUUCUUCAAGGACCGCAAGUGGUUGCGCCAGGAAUUCCCCGUUUUGGAAGAAGUGACACAGAAGGACGCAGGACCCCAGGUCGUGCUUGAGGUUGGAGCGGGCGCGGGUAACACUGCAUUCCCACUGAUUCGGAAUAACGAGAACGAGCACCUCAAGGUUCAUGCGUGCGACUUCUCCAAGUACGCCGUCAAGGUGAUGCGCGAGAGUGAGCACUACGAUGAGAAGUACAUGGUCGCCGAUGUCUGGGAUGUUGCUGCUGAGCCUGACGAGAACGGCGACUACUUGCCUCCCGGUCUGACGGAGGGCUCUGUCGACGUUGUGAUUCUCAUUUUCAUCUUCUCGGCCCUGAACCCGGUUCAGUGGAACCGAGCUCUGCACAACAUUUACCGAGUCUUGAAGCCCGGUGGUCGUGUCCUGUUCCGCGAUUACGGUCGUGGAGAUCUGGCCCAGGUCCGCUUCAAAAAGGGUCGCUACAUGGAUGAGAACUUCUAUGUUCGUGGCGACGGCACUCGCGUCUAUUUCUUCGACAAGGAUGAACUGCUCCAGAUGUGGGGUCGGUGGACCCUGGAGAAGGGCCUGCAGGUUGAUACCGAGAGCACACUGGAGACCCUGCCUGCUGAACCCAAUGCGCCGUUCGAAGUCGUGCACAUGGGCAUUGACCGCCGACUGCUGGUCAACCGCUCGAGCAAGCUGAAGAUGUACCGCUGCUGGAUGCAGGGCCACUUCCGUAAGCGCGAUGUUGCUGCUGCUGCGACCGCCGAAACUGGCCAGUGA
Molecule: messenger RNA, 1095 nt
Organism: Penicillium cinerascens
Lineage: Eukaryota; Fungi; Ascomycota; Eurotiomycetes; Eurotiales; Aspergillaceae
Product: tRNA(Thr) (cytosine(32)-N(3))-methyltransferase
Exons: 1
Coding region: 1-1095 (364 amino acids)
Molecular function (GO): tRNA (cytidine-N3)-methyltransferase activity
Source: RefSeq, a predicted model, not a curated record